AUGGAGGAACCAAGGCAGCCCUAUUCUCCAUCAAAUCUGCCACCGGCUGAACCAGUGUCAAGGGUCACCAUGAAGACCUUCCUGAGUGUGAUCACUAUCUUCGUUGUUGCUCAACUUGUGGGCACCGUCCUCUAUAUUUUGCACCUUCACAUCAAGUUAGACAAGAUGAGCAAUGAGCUGAUGUUACAUGAAGAUUACGUGUUCCUGAAGCGAGUGCAGAGCUGUCGGAAACCGCAGGGGGAGGAGAUCUCCUUUCUCGAUUGCGCGAAGAUUUCAGAAAGCUUCCGAGAACUGAUGGAUUCUUCCCAAAAGGUUCCAGAUCAAAUUGUGCCAGCUAUGCAAACAAGUUACCCAAAGCGAGGUUCAAGCAUUCACUUGGCAGGUGUGAGCGGCGGGAAGAAAGCUCUACACUGGAAGAAUACGAUCUAUGCCCCAAAGGAUGAUGCGUUCUCCAACCGGGAUGGCGAAAUCACAGUUAGCCAAGACGGGCGCUAUUACAUUUACGCCCAAGUCACCUUCUGUAGCCAACCAGAGCUGCGUGCCCCGUUCAACGUCUUCGUCUAUCUCAAACUGCCGUUGGAGACAGAUCAACUGCUACUGAAAGGGGUGGGGACCUACAGCACUUCAGUGGACCUCUGUGGCUUGCAGUCCAUCCACGUGGGAAGGGCUGUGGAGCUCCAGUCCGGCCACACCAUCUUUGCCAACGUCACGGACAUCUCCAGAGUACAAUACGCCCACGGGAAUACCUACUUUGGCCUUAUUCAGCUCUCCUAGAAAAGGGGCUUCUGUUCUGUGGCCCGCCAUCCCUUCUCCUCUCCUCUUAACCGUAUUUAUGAACUCUUUGGUUCAAUUUCUUUUGUAGAUGUAUUUUAUUUAAUUUAUUAAGCAGGAGGGGAGGGUAAAUUGUUCAAAUCUGAAGGUUAUCAAAAUACAAGCGGCCCUUAAAAGGAGAAGAUAGCAGUGGUUUGUUACAUGUUGAAAGGCUGAGACAGCAUCUCACGUGGCUUCCAGGACAGUCGCUGAAGGAGAAAGCGGUGGGCCUCUUAAUUCCAUGCGGGCUUUGCUAGUAGAACUUACUGAUGGACCAUAUGUCACUGGGGAAGCAUCUGUUUCAUCCUGGAGGCCCACACCAGGUCACAGUUACCUCCAAAGAGGACUAAGAAAGACCCUGAGGAAGAACUGCUUGCUCCUCACCAUCAACCAACGUUCCCCAAUCUGAUGUUCUUCAGACGUGCUGAGAUGCCAACUGCAAACAUGUUUAGUCAACAGGCCAGCUUUGCACAACAUAUAAACUCUCCUAUGAUUAUAUAUUCAAGGGUGGCUCAGGGGCUAGGACGUUGAGCUUGUCGAUUGAAAGGUCGGCAGCUCAGCGGUUCGAAUCCCUAGUGCUGCGUGUAAAGGGGUGAGCUCCUGUUACUUGUCCCAGCUUCUGCCAACCUAGCAGUUUCGAAAGCACGUAAAAAUGCAAGUAGAAAAAAUAGGGACCACCUUUGGUGGGAAGGGAAGAGCGUUCCGUGCGCCUUUGGCGUUGAGUCAUGCCAGCCACAGGACCACGGAGACGUCUUCAGACAGCGCUGGCUCUUCAGCUUUGAAACGGAGAUGAGCACCGUUUCGACUAGCACGUAUGUGCGAGGGGAACCUUUACCUUAUGAUUAUAUAUUAGUAUAUUUUGUAAAAGACUAACGUGUUUAACAGACUAACAGAGUUGGAAGGGACUUUGGAGAUCUUCUAGUCCAACCCCCUGCAUAGGCAGGAGACCCUAUACAGUAUCAUUCCAAACCAGCAGCUGUUCAGUCUCUUCUUAAAAACCUCCAGUGAUGAAGCACCCACAACUUCUGGUGGCAAGCUGUUCCACUGGUUAAUUGUCCUCACUGUCAGGAAGUUUCUCCUUAAUUCCAGGUUGCUUCUCUCCUUGGUUAGUUUCCAUCCGUUGCUUCUUGUCCUGCCUUCUGGUGCUUUGGAGAAUAGCUUGACACACACCCCCUCUUCUUUGUGGCAACCCCUUAGAUAUCGGACACUGAUAUCAUGUCACCCCCUAGUCAAUCUCAUUUCUAGACUUGUUGUUAGUGCCUGACCCAUCGCAACCCCAUGGACAACGUUCCUCCAGGCCUCCCUGUCCUCUACCAUCCUCUGGAGUCCAAUUAAGCUCAAACCGACUGCUUUGGUGACUCCAUCCAGCCACCUCGUUCUCUGCCGUCCCCUUCUUCUUUUGCCCUCAAUCUCAAUCUCUAAACUAGGCAAACCCAAAUCCUGCAACCGUUCUUAAUAUGUUGGACCCAAGGAAAAAAAACAUUGGCGGAAGUAGCCAUGAGAUGACAAAAUCUUGGCUCAGAUGGGUCCCAAACUGAACUUUCACAGCUCAAAGUGAUGUUGUGUAGGGUCAAAGAUGACAACUCCUUAGCCUUACGUGUUAAGCAGGCAACCAGCUCUACUGAAUUAUAAAUACGGCGGUUUAGCCGUGUUGGCGGAAAUGAGCCUGUGCGCAAUGAAAUGACAAAACAGUUCCAUCUCAUCUGUUCGUUACACCGCCUGCCAAAUGGUUGAAAUAACAUAUUUUCUUUUGCUGAUAUUUUCUGCUUAAACUUCUGGGGGCUGUGGUUGUUUUUAAGGGAGCCUUUUGCAAUGACCUCCUUUCGUUUUUAGCCAGAACUAAACUACUCCGACCAGAGAAAUAACUUGGCAGCCCUGUUAUCAUGAAAAGAUGAGACGUACACUUGUAAAGGCACAGCCUGUUUUUUUUUUCUUUUAAAAAUCCUCUUUUAUUUCCUUGAAAACAAAAAAUUUAAAAAUUUCUCAAAAUAAAAAUAUUUUUUAGAAAAAAAAAGGGUUUUGUUUGUACCAGUUGUGGUGGGCCGGAAAUAAAAACGUAACAAGAGAGAAAUUGAAAAGCAAAGAAAGGAAGCAAUAAGAUAAAAUCUUAACAGAAACCUAUUUACAUAAAACUGUAAAUAUAUAUUUAUAUGUAUUUAUAUAUAUAUAUU
Molecule: messenger RNA, 2981 nt
Organism: Ahaetulla prasina
Lineage: Eukaryota; Metazoa; Chordata; Lepidosauria; Squamata; Colubridae
Gene: CD40LG
Product: CD40 ligand
Exons: 5
Coding region: 1-774 (257 amino acids)
Biological process (GO): immune response
Cellular component (GO): membrane
Molecular function (GO): tumor necrosis factor receptor binding
Source: RefSeq, a predicted model, not a curated record